Mya arenaria is the source of this 4015-nucleotide messenger RNA. RefSeq lists its product as uncharacterized. The record is from RefSeq and is a predicted model, not a curated record. NCBI's taxonomy places the organism in Eukaryota, Metazoa, Mollusca, Bivalvia, Myida, Myidae. The transcript is spliced from 7 exons. The coding region runs from base 362 to 1900 and encodes 512 amino acids.
AAACAAUAUGGCUGACCAAGCGCCAAAUCUCGACGAAAUAUUUCCCUAUCCUGAGGGCAAAGCCAGAUCGAGAGUAUGGACUCACUUCGGCUUUAACAAAAAAAGCCAGGCCCACCUAAAAAAGUCAUUCAUAAAUAAAACUAGUAAUUGAUUUAAUGCAUAUGUUUGCAUUUGGUUUUGUCAACAAACCACUUGGGUAAUGAAGGCAUGACAGUUGUACUAUAUGACAGUCUACAUUCCGAGACUAAGACUUUGAUGAAACAUAAAACUCAGACUGUCGAGUGAAGCAGUUUGAUUAUUACAGUAUUUAUUUGGUUCAUAGUACAGUGGUCGAAAUUAGCACAAGCCCGCAAGCCCUGCAAUGUUUAACAGCUUCUCCAAAUGUACAAUCUGUACAUCACUCGAAAGACAUAUGACCAAAAUCCUGAACCCCGAUACAAGAGCCCACUUCCGCAAACUAAAGCUUGAACAUCAUGAAAGACAAAUGUUAGAACGGUCCUACUACUACAAAAAAAGAGAAGCAAGCAGGAAAGAGCCAACCAAGUACAUGUCCAUAAUCAUUGACGGAAUGGAUCAAUCCAAGACCAAUUUGCCACAUUUCACAGGCCGGUUGCCAAAGAGCCUGAGUGCAGCUGACCUGUUGAAAACCCAUAUUACUGGUGCGAUCUGCCAUGGCCACGGUGGAAUGUACAGUUUUUUGGACAUUAACCAAUUUCCACAUGAUCCAAACCUGACUAUCGAUGUCAUUCUCAGGAUCUUAGAAAAAACAGUAACAACAAAUAGCAAUAGAUUGCCACCUACCCUUUAUCUUCAAGCAGACAACUGUGUGAGGGAAAAUAAAAACCAGUAUGUCCUUGGGUUCUGCGAGCUCCUUGUGAAAGAAAGAAUUUUCAAUGAGGUGCAUUUGUCAUUCCUACCUGUGGGACACACACAUGAAGACAUCGACAGUAAAUUUGCUUCAAUUGCUGAUUCACUGCGGACUAAAAAUGUUGAAUCUGUAGGAAGUCUUUUGAAAGUACUUGAAAAACCUGAGGAAAUAAGAUCUCUUUUUGAUGUUAGAGGAUGGAUCACUCCUUAUCUGAAUAAAAUUGUGCAAAUUACCAAUCCACUUUAUUUUAAGAUCAAGCGCAUUGAAGACACAGUUAAAGGAUACUACAAAGGCAAUCAUAAUGAUGUUUGGAAAAUAUUGCCGCAAAAUCUUUUAAAUACCUUACCCAAUUCGAAACCUUCAGAAGUAAUUCCUUCGUUUGAUAAAAUUAAUAUAGAAAAUCAUGAAAAACUAGUGUCUUCCAAUCAAUUUAUGUUUUCUCAGGACUCAAGUAUAGCUGACUGGCAAAAUUUUAAUGAAACCAUAAAACAGAAAAAAUACAAAUCAUCUCCAAAAUGGAUUCUUCCAAAUCUCCCCCGUCAGAGUGAUUUACAAGAAACUUCCCCAAUAGUUGUGCCAGAACAAAUAUCAUCUCUGAUGGAAAAAGAAAAAAGACAACUGAAUGUAAAAGUGAUACAAAAACGAAAACCGACUCAAGGCCAACCAAGUCUUCCAGUUGUCAACCCCAAAAAAAGGAAAUUACCAACAAAAACAAGAUCAAUAACUACAUUUGUUACCAUUCUAUUGACAGAUGAGGAGAAAAAACACACUUGGCUCAAAAUAUUUUAUGAAAUGUGUUUUUCCAUGUUAUUUAUGUCGCUGCUGCUAUGUCUAUUGAUGAUUUUUGUUCUUCUACUCAAGUCUUUGGUUAUCGAAAUGCUUGAAUUCAUUGCUUUUUUAAUACGAAAUCUUCUACUGAUGCACAUUGGAAGGCUGCUGAUGCCAAUCAGUUCUAUGAAAGCCCUUGUCUCUCUGUGCAUCCCUAAACUAUUUAUGUUAGAGACAAGAAAUCUUGAUGCUAUGUUUGUGUAAUGUGAAACUGUUUAAUGUUGAUAUGUUAGGUAUUUUUCAUCAUUAACACAGUUCUGAUGAGAAUUAUUUUGUGCUUCAAGUUAUAUGCUCAUUUUGAGCAACAGACUCUGUAGUAUCUAUGGAAUUAUUAAUUUAUCUUUUUAACUUUAUAUUUAUCAUUACAAUUUUCUGAUGAGAACUAUUGGAUGAAUUUAAUUGAUGAUUCCAAACAUAAUAUGUAAUGUGAAAUGUGAAACUUAUAAAUGUUGAUAGGUUCAUGUAAUUUUUAUCAUUAACUCAGUUCUGAUGAUAAUUAUUUUGUGCUUCAAGUUAUAUAUCUAUGGAAUGAUUAAUUCAUUUUUAUACUAUUAUUUUUUAGCAUGGCAUAGUUCUGAUGAAAACUAAUAGGAGUAUUUAAUUAAUGAUUCCAAAGAUCAUGCUCCAUUUCUUCAUAUAUAUAUUAUUGUACUUAGGUUAAAUAAUGACCCAGCCAGAUUUAAAAAAAGAUUGUACUCAUAGAAUUUAUAAGACUGUUAAAGUGAGUGAAAUAAGGCCUAAAAAAAUAUAUUUGGUUUGGGUUACCCGACCCUACCUACGGAAUAGGCGCCGACCCUACCGUUUUUAUAGUCAGUUUGAAAAAAAAUAAUGAAAAACUUAAAAAAAAAAAUUUUAAAUAUAGAGUUUAAAACCUUAAAUGCUUAUACAGGAGAUAACUUUAACACUUUUCUUCAAUGAUGAAAAUGACAUUCUUAUAUAAAGCCUAAUAAAAAAAAAAUUAAAAAAAAAUUAAAAGGCUACCUAACCUACCUAUUUUUGAAAAGGAUGUAAUCCUAACCAAACAAUUUUUUUUUAGGCCUAAGAUACAUUGAAAGUAAUACUAACAUUAAAUUUUCAAAUUCAAAUUUUGAUUUUUUGUAUAAAUUUUGACCAUAGUUUAGGGACAUUUUCUGUCUGGACAUUGUUUGUCUUGUUUUGAAUUUAAUGAUUUCAAAUUUGUUAGAGCUACUGAAAUUAAAUAAUUAUGGAUUUUCAUUAGCUUUACAUUUUGACCACUAAACUUUGUUCGGUCGACCGAACAUUUUGUUUCAUUUUCAAGUUUUAAUUUUAGUUUGACCAUUUUGAAUUUCAAAUUGUUAAAUACAUCAAAAUCCUUAUUCUGAAUUUUUAAGCAUUUUGACCACAUCCAAUUGUUCGGACGACCAAACAUUUUCUCUUGGACAUUUUUUGUCUAGUUUUUAGCUUUUAUUGUUAAGCAUUUUGCCACAUCCAAUUGUUCGGACGACCGAACAUUUUCUCUUAUAAAAAUUGUUAACUUUAUAAUGUUUACGCUUGAAAUUUGGUAGGUAAAUCAAACAUUUUGAAAAUUAGAACAUUGUUUUUCAAUGGUUUUACAUUUGACCACUUAACUUUGUUCGGACGACCGAACAUUUUGUAUCAAUUUCAAGUUUUGAUUUUAGUUUGACCAUUUUCAAAUUGUGAAGUACAUCGAAAUCCUUAUUUGCAAUUUUCAAGCAUUUUGACCACAUCCAAUUGUUCGGACGACCGAACAUUUUCUCUUGGACAUUAUUUGUGAAGUUUUUAGCUUUUAUGAUAAAGCAUUUUAGCACAUCCAAUUGUUUGGACGUCCGAACAUUUUCUCUUUGGACAUUAUUUGUCAAGUUUUUAGCUUUUAUGGUAAAGCAUUUUAGCACAUUCAAUUGUUCGGACGUCCGAACAUUUUCUCUUUUGAAUAUUGUAUACUUCUUAAUUUCAUGAUUUGAAAUUUGGUUGGACAAUCAAACAUUUGAAAAAUAAAUUUUGACCACUAAACUUUGUUCGGUCGACCGAACAUUUUGUAUCAAUUUCAAGUUUCGAUUUAAGUUUGACCAUUUUCAAAUUGUUAGAUACAUCAAAAAUUUUACUCUCAAUUUAAAAACUUUUUGACCACAUCCAAUUGUUCGGACGACCGAACAUUUUGUAUCAAUUUCAAGUUUUCGAUUUUAAUUUGACUAUUUUCAAUUUGUUAUCAUUACUGAACAUUUUGUGAAUUGAUAGUUUUGAAUAGUUUAAAUUCUGUCUUGUUAUUUUUUUUCAUUUGUUCGGUCGACCGAACAUUUUCUUAUAUCUGACUCUUUUGGAUGGAAUAAUGCUAUGAAA